AUGGAACCUGGAGAGCCCCGGGAGCCCCAGGAGCCCCGCGAGCCUGGGCCAGGAGCGGAGACCGCUGCGGCCCAGGUCUGGGAGGAAGCCAAGAUUUUCUACGACAACCUCGCGCCCAAGAAGAAACCCAAAUCGCCCAAGCCUCAGAAUGCAGUCACCAUCGCUGUGUCCUCCCGAGCCUUGUUUCGCAUGGACGAGGAGCAGCGGAUCUACACGGAGCAGGGCGUGGAGGAGUACGUGCGCUACCAGCUGGAACAUGAGAACGAGCCCUUCAGUCCCGGCCCUGCCUUCCCCUUCGUGAAGGCUCUGGAGGCUGUGAACAGGCGGCUGCGGGAGCUGUACCCCGAUAGCGAGGACGUCUUCGACAUUGUCCUCAUGACCAACAACCAUGCUCAAGUGGGUGUCCGCCUCAUCAACAGUAUCAACCACUAUGACCUGUUCAUCGAGAGGUUCUGCAUGACAGGCGGGAACAGCCCCAUCUGCUAUCUCAAGGCCUAUCACACCAACCUCUACUUGUCAGCCGAUGCGGAAAAAGUGCGAGAAGCCAUUGAUGAAGGGAUCGCAGCUGCCACCAUCUUCAGCCCCAGCAAGGACGUGGUUGUGUCCCAGAGUCAGCUGCGCGUGGCCUUCGACGGGGACGCUGUGCUCUUCUCGGAUGAGUCGGAGCGCAUCGUCAAGGCCCACGGGCUGGACCGAUUCUUCGAGCAUGAGAAGGCCCACGAGAACAAACCUCUGGCUCAGGGCCCCUUAAAGGGCUUUCUGGAGGCACUGGGUAGGCUGCAGAAGAAGUUCUACUCCAAAGGCCUACGGCUGGAGUGCCCAAUUCGUACCUACUUGGUGACAGCACGCAGUGCAGCCAGUUCUGGGGCCCGGGCUCUCAAGACCCUGCGCAGCUGGGGCCUGGAGACAGAUGAAGCCCUGUUCCUCGCUGGAGCGCCCAAGGGCCCCCUCCUAGAGAAGAUCCGCCCACACAUCUUCUUCGAUGACCAGAUGUUCCAUGUGGCUGGCGCUCAGGAGAUGGGCACCGUGGCCGCCCAUGUGCCUUAUGGCGUGGCACAGACACCCCGACGGACUGCACCUGCAAAGCAGGCCCCAUCUGCACAGUAG
Mandrillus leucophaeus (drill) is the source of this 1107-nucleotide messenger RNA. RefSeq names its product 5'-nucleotidase, cytosolic IA (gene NT5C1A). Gene Ontology annotation, molecular function: magnesium ion binding; nucleotide binding; 5'-nucleotidase activity. The record is from RefSeq and is a predicted model, not a curated record. Bases 1 to 1107 code for a protein of 368 amino acids. Gene Ontology annotation, biological process: adenosine metabolic process; nucleotide metabolic process. Lineage: Eukaryota; Metazoa; Chordata; Mammalia; Primates; Cercopithecidae. The transcript has 6 exons. Gene Ontology annotation, cellular component: cytoplasm; cytosol.